AUGGUACAGCGUGUUGGUCCUGAUUAUACUAACAGAUCGAAGAAGUUUCUUCUAACUGCGGACGACAGGAAGAAUGCAUUUGAACGACAGUAUAAUCACGUAUACAUGUCUCGGCUGGAUUUACUUAAGGCGAGGAUAAUCGAUGCUGCAAAGAAGGAAUUAGGUGAGGAAAUGGUGUACAAACAGUUGGAGGAUCUGGAGAUGCACGAGAAGGCAUUCGUCAUCGGGACCAUUGAAAAAAGAAUCAGUAAAAGACCUAGUGUGUUGAAGGAGAUCGCUGAAGAUGAAAUGGUCAUGCCGGAAGACUAUGAUCCGGAUGAAAUGAUGUCGAUUAUAUCGAACAAAGAUUUUCUAGAGUUUGAAGACGAAAAACAGAUCGUAAAGUUGGAGGGGAAUAUUUCGAUGGAUGAGGUGGCUACUGGGUGCACUGCAGGGCUGUAUGGAUGCCAGGUGAAAUCUGAUGUAUUCCAAGUGGAGAAAGUUAUCUGGCCAACACCUUGUCCUCAGCGUCCAUGGCCGACCAAAAAAACAGGAGGAGUCGUCGCUUUUUUGUCUGGUCUUGAGCUCACUGGUGAUGCGGUCAAUGAUAAACUUGUCGCCACGGCAUUCGAUUCAAUGACGCGUUGGUUAACCGGAGACACUACGCCCGAGCCUCAUCUUUCAUCAAUUUCUUCUCGCGUGGAGAGAUUGGUCGUGCUUGGAGAGAGCAUUGCCAUUGGACAG
This is a messenger RNA of Ostertagia ostertagi, 723 nucleotides long. NCBI's taxonomy places the organism in Eukaryota, Metazoa, Nematoda, Chromadorea, Rhabditida, Trichostrongylidae. The record is from the annotation of a GenBank genome assembly.